Messenger RNA from Clunio marinus, 4244 nucleotides. The record is from the annotation of a GenBank genome assembly. NCBI's taxonomy places the organism in Eukaryota, Metazoa, Arthropoda, Insecta, Diptera, Chironomidae.
CAAAGACGAAGAAAAAGAAAUUAUGGCAAGUAAACGUAAAACUGAUAAUUUGCCAGCAGAUGAGAGUGAUGUACUUUUGAUUCGUCCUUUGGGAGCUGGUCAAGAAGUUGGUCGGAGCUGCAUUAUGUUAGAAUUUAAAGAGAGAAAAAUUAUGCUAGAUUGUGGAAUUCAUCCUGGUCUCAGUGGAAUGGAUGCAUUACCUUUUGUUGAUCUUAUUGAAGCAGAUGAAAUCGAUUUAUUGUUUAUUUCACAUUUUCACUUGGAUCAUUGUGGUGCAUUGCCAUGGUUCCUUCAAAAGACAAGUUUCAAAGGACGUUGUUUUAUGACACAUGCAACAAAAGCUAUUUACCGGUGGAUGUUAUCAGAUUAUAUUAAAGUAAGCAACAUUGCGACAGAACAAAUGUUGUAUUCAGAAGCUGAUUUGGAAGCAAGUAUGGAGAAAAUUGAGACAAUAAACUUUCAUGAAGAGCGUGAUGUAAUGGGCGUAAGAUUUUGGGCUUACAAUGCUGGUCAUGUUCUUGGCGCUGCAAUGUUUAUGAUUGAAAUUGCUGGUGUUAAAAUCCUUUACACUGGAGACUUCUCAAGACAAGAAGAUCGACAUUUGAUGGCUGCAGAAAUCCCUAACAUGAAGCCUGACAUAUUAAUCACAGAAUCAACUUACGGCACUCACAUUCAUGAGAAACGAGAAGAUCGAGAAAAUCGUUUUACAUCACUCGUUCAAAAAAUUGUUAUGCAAGGUGGUCGAUGUUUAAUUCCAGUGUUUGCACUUGGUCGUGCUCAAGAAUUGCUUCUGAUUCUUGAUGAAUUUUGGAGUCAGAACCCAGAUCUUCAAGAAAUUCCAAUUUAUUAUGCAUCAUCUCUCGCUAAGAAAUGUAUGGCCGUUUAUCAAACGUACAUCUUUGGGAUGAACGACAAAAUUCGACGACAAAUAGCAGUGAAUAAUCCAUUCGUGUUCAAACACAUCUCGAAUCUCAAAGGCAUUGAUCAUUUCGAAGAUAUUGGACCAUGUGUUGUUAUGGCAAGUCCUGGAAUGAUGCAAAGCGGCCUAUCGAGAGAACUUUUCGAAACUUGGUGUACGGAACCCAAGAAUGGUGUCAUAAUUGCUGGUUAUUGUGUUGAAGGAACUUUAGCAAAAACAGUUUUAUCAGAACCAGAAGAAAUUGUUUCGAUGUCUGGACAAAAGUUGCCAUUAAACAUGUCAGUUGAUUACAUUUCAUUCUCUGCUCAUACUGAUUAUCAACAAACUUCAGAAUUUAUUCGUUUAUUGAAACCUCAGCAUGUUGUUCUUGUUCAUGGAGAGCAGAAUGAAAUGAGUCGCUUAAAAUCUGCACUUCAACGUGAAUAUGAAAAUCAACCAAAUGCCAACAUCACAUUCUACAAUCCUCGUAACACACACGCAGUUGAACUCUACUUUAAAGGUGAGAAAACUGCAAAAGUGAUGGGAUCAUUAGCAUCUGGGAAAGUUGAAAAUGGCGAUAAAGUGUCUGGAAUUCUUGUGAAACGCGACUUCAAAUAUCAUGUACUUGCUGCAUCAGAUUUAAGUAAAUACACGGACAUGAGUAUGAGUACAGUAACUCAGAGGCAAUCUCUUGCAUUCAGUGGAUCACCUGGAAAUCUUAAAAUUUUAUUGGAAAGCAUUGGAGGCAUCGGAACUGUCGAAGUUCUUGAUAACGAUAAAAAGUUCAGAAUUUUUGAUAAUGUUGAAGUGACAUUCGAUGGGAAAAUAGUAAUUCUUGAAUGGCAAGCUAAUCCAGUUAAUGACAUGUUUGCUGACACAAUUCUUGCGAGUUUACUUCAAACUGAACUUGGAGGAAGUCAAAUCAAAGGUACAACAAAAGCUACGAAGUCUGAUCAUUUAAGGGAUUGUAUUAUGGAGACUCUUCAGGAUAUGUUUGGUGAUGCUGCAGUUCCGAAAUCUUCCAAAGAUGACUUGUUGAAUAUCAAAGUCAAUGGAAAAAUUUGCACGGUCAAUUUAUUGACACUUGAAGUAUCAUGUGAAGAAGAUGAGAUGCUUCGAGAUAUGUGGGAAGAAAUGGAUAUAUUAGCUAAUUAUCUUCAUCAAGUUAAGGUUCCAACUGUAAAUGACAAUAUUUAUAGUGAAGAAUGUGUUUUUUCUUUCGAUACUCCGGAGACAGAAACUGGAUUAUAUGUAAGUCUUACAACCUUCUUCGGUUUUGGAAAGGAUUUUGUGGAACGUUACUAUCAGAAGACUGGUAAUGCAAUUUUCCUUCACAUUCAACGCAUCAAAACUGAGAUUCCUCAAAACAAAGAUGAAACUGAAGAAGGUCCUGAGAAGAAAAUUACAAGGCUAGCAAUUGGUCUUGAAGGUGGUUUACAAGAUGACACCAAUAAGAAGAAAUACAAUUACGAAGAUAUUUACAGUGUCGUCGUUUUUCCGUCUCAAACGAAAAUUCCAUUUCCAAGCGAUACACUUCCAGCAAUAAUCAACGAGUCUGUAAACGCAAUUAUUUCAUCAGAUUCAGCCUUUAAGAAAUUUGAGAAAGAACAAUUAACAGGAACAUGGGAUGGCGAAAUGAAGCAAGUUUCAGUUUAUGCUGUCGAGUUACAACAGCUGGAAAAUGGAAAGAAAAUUCCACCAAGCGGAUGGAAAUGUGAAAAAUGCGAUCUCACAAAUAAUCUUUGGUUGAAUUUAACUGAUGGAUCGAUUCUUUGUGGUCGAAAAUUCUUUGAUGGUUCUGGUGGAAAUGAUCACGCAGUUCAUUAUUAUCAGGAAACGAAAUAUCCAUUAGCAGUGAAGCUGGGAACAAUCACAUCUGAUGGCAAAGCUGAUGUUUACAGUUAUCCAGAAGAUGACAUGGUUAUUGAUCCGUAUCUGCAAAAGCAUCUUCUUCAUUUCGGAAUCAACAUCGGACAAAUGGAAAAGACUGAAAAGUCGAUGGUUGAAAUGGAAAUUGAAUUGAAUCAACGUCUUGGUGAAUGGUCGUUGUUACAAGAAAGUUCAGCAAAUCUUCAACCAGUUGCUGGUCCAGGAUUGACUGGAAUGUCCAAUUUAGGUAACACUUGCUAUCUGAACAGCGUCAUGCAAGUAAUUUUCACGAUCCCGGAUUUUAUAAGACGUUACGUGACUCAUGCCGAAGAAAUCUUCUCAACAUCUUCAGCUGAUCCUGUGAAUGAUUUCAAUGUUCAAAUGGCCAAACUUGGAAGUGGCUUGUGGAGUGGAAAGUACAGUUCUAUAAGUGAAGACUCCUUAGACACCGGAGCUAAUGGAAUUAAACCAACAAUGUUCAAGAAUUUAAUUGGAAGAGGCCAUCCGGACUUCUCAACAAAACAACAACAAGAUGCGCAAGAAUAUCUUCUUCAUUUAUUCAGCGUCAUCGAACGUAACAGUCGCAACCACGAUAAUCCUUCGGAUGCUCUCAAGUUCAAGAUUGAAGAUCGCGUUCAAUGUAUGGGAAGUCAGAAGGUGAAGUACAGUUAUCGUGAUGAAUGGUGCUUGCCAGUUCCGAUUCCUGUUCAUCUUGCAACAAACAUUGAUGAAGUUAAGGCAUAUGAAGAAGAGAGAAAGAAAGCUGAAGCGGAAGAUCGUCGAUUGACUGAUGACACUCUUGUUCGACCGAAAAUUCCUUUGAGAGUUUGUUUGGAGAAGUUUGCAGAAGCAGACAUUGUUGAACAAUUCUUUAGUACUGCAUUGAAUGAUAAAACGACUGCAACAAAGCGAGCUCGCUUAGAAGCAGCAACGAAUUGGAUUAUGCAACAUAUCGCUGAUGAUGAUUUUAAUUCACCUUUUAUUCCUCCUGGACAGGAAAAUGUUAAACAAGACUUCACUCCCAACGAAGAAGGUCUCGCUAUGAUCAUUUCAAUGGGAUUCUCGAUGAAUCAAGCAACAAAAGCUUUAAAAGCAACCAACAAUAACACUGAACGUGCUGUUGAUUACAUUUUCUCGCAUCAAGAUGAACUUGAUAUGGAAGAUGUUAAUGAAUUGGAGACACCACAAGUUUCAUCAUCAGCGGCAUCUCAACAUGUUAAGAAUUGUCGCGAUGGUGAAGGCAAAUAUCGUUUGAAAGCUUUCAUAUCUCACAUGGGAACAUCAUCACAAGUUGGUCAUUACGUUUGUCACAUCUUGAAAGACAAUCAGUGGAUAAUUUUCAAUGAUAAUAAAGUUGCAAUGAGUCAGGCACCACCGAAGGACCUUGGAUACUUAUAUCUUUAUGAAAGAGUUAAACAUUGAAGAAGAACAAAAGCAAGAAAUUUUCUUUUUUUUUUCAUUUUGUAUUUUAACUCAU